Messenger RNA from Nannospalax galili (Upper Galilee mountains blind mole rat), 1825 nucleotides. RefSeq names its product patatin like phospholipase domain containing 3 (gene Pnpla3). The record is from RefSeq and is a predicted model, not a curated record. Gene Ontology annotation, cellular component: cytoplasm; membrane; lipid droplet. NCBI's taxonomy places the organism in Eukaryota, Metazoa, Chordata, Mammalia, Rodentia, Spalacidae. Gene Ontology annotation, biological process: triglyceride catabolic process; lipid homeostasis. Gene Ontology annotation, molecular function: triacylglycerol lipase activity.
CGCCCCACGCGCGCCGCUAUGUACGACCCCGAGCGCCGCUGGAGCCUGUCGUUCGCCGGCUGCGGCUUCCUGGGCUUCUACCACGUCGGGGCCACCCGCUGCCUGAGCGAGCGCGCCCCGCACCUCCUCCAGGACGCGCGCACCUUCUUUGGCUGCUCGGCGGGGGCGCUGCAUGCAGCCGUCUUCCUGUCCCGGGUCCCUCUCGACCAGACCUUAGAAAUCCUCAUGGACCUCGUGCGGAAGGCCCGGAGCCGCAACAUUGGCACCCUCCAUCCAUUCUUCAACUUAAACAAGUGCAUCCGAGAUGGGCUCCAGGAGACUCUCCCGGACAACGUCCACCAGCUAAUCUCAGGCAGGAUAUGCAUCUCGCUCACCCGGGUGUCUGACGGGAAGAACGUGCUGGUGUCUGAUUUUCAUUCUAAAGAUGAAGUGGUAGAUGCCCUGGUAUGCUCCUGCUUCAUCCCUUUUUACUCUGGCCUGAUCCCUCCUUCCUUCAGAGGUGAGCGGUAUGUGGAUGGAGGUGUGAGCGACAAUGUCCCCCUGCUGGAUGCCAGAACCACCAUCACAGUGUCCCCUUUCUACGGGGAGCAUGACAUCUGUCCCAAAGUCAAGUCCACCAACUUCUUCCAAGUGAACGUCACCAACCUCAGCCUCCGUCUCUGCUUGGCGAACCUCCACCUUCUGACAAGAGCACUCUUCCCACCUGAUGUCAAGGUGGCGGGAGAGCUCUGCUUUCAAGGAUACCUCGAUGCCUUCCGGUUCUUGGAAGAGAACGGCAUCUGUAAUGGGCCUCGGCCCAGCCUGAGUCUGUCCUCAGAAGGGAUGGCACCAGAGCCCACAGUGCCCUGCUUGGGAAACAGCAGGCUGGUGGAGGAUGAGCUGCCAGAUGGCCUGCACCUCACAACUGUGCCCUGGGAUGAGAGCGUCCUGGAGACACUCUCACCAAAGCUCACCACAGCACUGUUUGAAGCGAUUAAGGACCGAGAAGGCUACCUGAGCAAAGUCUGCAACUUCCUGCCUGUCAGAAUCCUGUCUUACGUCAUGCUGCCCUGCACCCUGCCUGUGGAGUCAGUCAUCGCCACUGUUCACAGAUCCCAAGUACCCCAGAGUGGCCAGUAAGCUGCUCCAUGUAAACCCCAGUGAGGCUUUGCUGGUUUGUAGAUCAUGGAACUCCCUCUGGACUUGGACAUUUGCCCCGUGGACAGUACAGGAGGGGCUGAGGCUGAGGUCUCCCUGUGCUCUACUCUACCCCGGGUCCAGCCUUCACCUGGGGCCACAAGGAAUCUGGGUGGUGGGGGGGGGUGCUGUCACCUAGGGAGGCAUCUAGGAAGUUCUCCCAUGGAGGUGACACGCCUUCCUCUGCAGCUGCAUCUCAGUGCUGUGUGGCGGUCCAGUGCCUAUGACCCCAGGAGCCCUAGCUUGGGGCUAAUUUGGUAGUUUACAGAAACCAAAGGAAGGCUGCUUUGGUCUGGGAGAGGUCUGGCGCUUAAAAGACCUGACCUAAGCAUCCAUUAGCUCAGCAGGCGGGGGGCGGGGGGUGGAAGUCCCAGUUCCGAGGGGCCAACUGCUGUCUCUCAGCCUGUCCAUGGCUGGGGAUGCUGAAGGUGGCAAUGUGUGUCCAGGGGAGCCUGUGGCAAGGGAGUCUCCUGCAAUCUAGGAAGGAAGAAGGUAUUAUAGUCCCAAGUGUGGUGGGAGGGACAUCACCAUCCAUAAGAAAGAGCCGCCCAAAUCAAGUGGUAAUAAAAGAUAACACGUUUACAUUCGGACCCCCUUUUCCCCAGGUAAAAUGGUUUCUAAAGAGUUUUGUAUAAAUAUGUAGCAUAUA